This is a messenger RNA of Chlorocebus sabaeus (green monkey), 5220 nucleotides long. RefSeq names its product isoleucyl-tRNA synthetase 1 (gene IARS1). Gene Ontology annotation, molecular function: ATP binding; aminoacyl-tRNA deacylase activity; isoleucine-tRNA ligase activity. The record is from RefSeq and is a predicted model, not a curated record. Gene Ontology annotation, biological process: isoleucyl-tRNA aminoacylation. Lineage: Eukaryota; Metazoa; Chordata; Mammalia; Primates; Cercopithecidae.
AUUUGCCUGCAGAAACAAUUAUUCGGUGAAUGUCAUUGUAUACAUAUUUUGUACAUUUGUGUGAGUAUACCUGUGGAGUCUAUGUUAAUAGGAUAUAACUAAAUUGAAGAAACGUUUGAGACGGUCCCACCUUCAGGUUACAUUUGACUUAAUAGAUUAUGAAGACCUGAGAAUAAAAGGGGAAGCAGAAAUUGAUUUAGAGGAGAAUGAAAAGGGGGAACAGAAAUAGACUUAUAGGUAGGAUCCACAUGACUUGAUGAUUACUUGGAUGUGUGUAUUUUCUGAGCAGUGUUGGGGUGACUCAAAACUGUUAUGCCUAGGUAAUGAGAAGAGUAUUGGAAACGCUAAUACGGUAGAGUUAAAAAGGGAAACAAUUGUGGAAAGAAUUAUCAUGGUUUAGUUAUAUCCUAUUAACAUAGACUCCACAGGUAUACUCACGCAAAUGUACAAAAUAUGUAUACAAUGACAUUCACCGAAUAAUUGUUUCCAAAAUAUAUUGGGGCAAAAUAAUAUGAAUUAAUGUGAAUAAUAUGUAGUGAAUAUCGAAGAAGGUGGUCUCGAAAUUGCUGAACGGGAAGUUGAGGUUAAGAUGACCUGAAGGAGUUGUGGAGUGGGAAAGAGUGAAGGGCCUGGAUUGUAAUAAGAGGGAAGCAAAGGGGAUGGCGUCCCUCUGCACAACAAGGUUGUUGUGCAAGGUUAACCUGCCCUGUCCCCUGCCCUGUGGUUGCUGGAUGCUGUUGUGCAUAUACAGCUCUCCAGUGGAUUCGAUGGGCCAUAGCAAUCCUGUGAUUUAUGCAUGGAGGCUGCUUCUCCUCGGCAGCCGCCAUAGCCCGGUCACUGGUACAUGGUUCUUCCUGAAUAGGCAAUACUGUUAUACUGAGUCUUUAUGCUUGGCAUAAUAGUGCAGUGAUUCUUAAUCUUUGGGGAAAGUAGAGACUCCCUAAAAAAACACAGUAAAAGCAACAAAAUGGUUCAGCAAGUUCCAGAAAACAUAAAUUUUCCUGCGGAAGAAGAGAAAAUCUUGGAGUUUUGGACUGAAUUUAAUUGUUUUCAGGAAUGCUUAAAGCAAUCAAAACAUAAACCAAAAUUUACCUUCUAUGAUGGUCCUCCUUUUGCGACCGGACUGCCUCACUAUGGACAUAUACUUGCGGGUACAAUUAAAGAUAUAGUUACAAGAUAUGCUCACCAGAGUGGGUUUCAUGUUGACAGAAGAUUUGGAUGGGAUUGUCAUGGCUUACCUGUGGAGUAUGAAAUUGAUAAGACACUGGGAAUCAGAGGACCAGAGGAUGUGGCCAAAAUGGGGAUUACAGAGUAUAACAAUCAGUGCCGAGCAAUUGUGAUGAGAUAUUCUGCUGAGUGGAGGUCUACUGUUAGCAGACUUGGCCGAUGGAUUGACUUUGACAAUGACUACAAAACUCUGUAUCCACAAUUCAUGGAAUCUGUCUGGUGGGUCUUCAAACAACUCUAUGAUAAAGGCCUUGUUUAUAGAGGUGUGAAAGUCAUGCCCUUCUCUACGGCAUGUAACACUCCACUGUCCAACUUCGAGUCACACCAGAAUUACAAGGAUGUUCAAGAUCCUUCAGUAUUUGUAACUUUCCCUUUGGAAGAAGAUGAAACUGUAUCUUUAGUUGCUUGGACAACCACUCCCUGGACUCUACCUAGUAACCUUGCUGUCUGUGUUAAUCCAGAAAUGCAAUAUGUGAAGAUUAAAGAUGUUGCCAGAGGGAAAUUAUUCAUUUUAAUGGAAGCCAGAUUGUCAGCCCUUUAUAAAUUGGAGAGUGACUAUGAGAUCCUUGAAAGAUUUCCUGGUUCCUAUCUUAAAGGCAAGAAGUACAGGCCCCUGUUUGACUAUUUCAUGAAGUGUAAAGAGAAUGGCGCUUUCACUGUGCUUGUUGACAGCUACGUGAAGGAAGAAGAAGGCACAGGGGUUGUCCACCAAGCUCCUUACUUUGGUGCUGAUGACUAUCGGAUCUGUAUGGACUUUAACAUUAUUCGGAAAGACUCACUCCCCGUUUGCCCUGUGGAUGCUUCAGGCUGCUUCACAGCGGAGGUGACAGAUUUCGCAGGACAGUAUGUGAAGGAUGCUGACAAAAGUAUCAUCAGGACUUUGAAGGAACAAGGCCGACUUCUGGUUGCCAGCACCUUCACUCACAGCUACCCUUUUUGCUGGAGAUCAGACACUCCUCUGAUUUACAAAGCGGUGCCCAGCUGGUUUGUGCGAGUGGAGAACAUGGUGGACCAGCUCCUAAAGAACAAUGACCUGUGCUACUGGGUCCCAGAGUUGGUACGAGAAAAACGAUUUGGAAAUUGGCUGAAAGAUGCACGUGACUGGGCAGUUUCCAGAAACAGAUACUGGGGCACACCUAUCCCACUGUGGGUCAGCGAUGACUUUGAGGAGGUAGUAUGCGUUGGGUCAGUGGCAGAACUUGAAGAACUGUCAGGAGCAAAGAUCUCAGAUCUCCACAGAGAGAGCGUUGACCACCUGACCAUUCCUUCACGCUGUGGAAAGGGAUCCUUGCACCGCGUCUCUGAAGUGUUUGACUGUUGGUUUGAGAGUGGCAGCAUGCCCUAUGCUCAGGUUCAUUACCCGUUUGAAAACAAGAGGGAGUUUGAGGAUGCUUUUCCUGCAGACUUCAUUGCCGAGGGCAUCGACCAAACCAGAGGAUGGUUUUAUACCCUGCUGGUGCUGUCCACGGCCCUCUUUGGACAACCGCCUUUCAAGAAUGUAAUUGUGAAUGGGCUCGUCCUGGCAAGUGAUGGCCAAAAAAUGAGCAAACGGAAAAAGAAUUAUCCAGAUCCAGUUUCCAUCAUCCAGAAGUAUGGUGCUGAUGCCCUCAGAUUGUAUCUGAUUAACUCCCCUGUGGUGAGAGCAGAAAACCUCCGCUUUAAAGAGGAGGGUGUGCGGGAUGUCCUUAAGGAUGUACUGCUCCCAUGGUACAAUGCCUAUCGCUUCUUAAUCCAGAACGUUCUGAGGCUUCAGAAGGAGGAAGAAAUAGAAUUUCUCUACAAUGAGAACACUGUUAGAGAAAGCCCCAACAUUACAGACCGGUGGAUCCUGUCCUUCAUGCAGUCUCUCAUUGGCUUCUUUGAAACUGAAAUGGCAGCUUAUAGGCUUUAUACUGUGGUUCCUCGCCUGGUCAAGUUUGUGGAUAUUCUGACCAAUUGGUAUGUUAGAAUGAACCGCAGAAGAUUAAAGGGUGAAAAUGGGAUGGAGGAUUGUGUCAUGGCCCUAGAAACCUUGUUUAGUGUUCUGCUUUCUCUUUGCAGACUUAUGGCUCCCUACACACCUUUUCUCACUGAAUUGAUGUACCAGAAUCUAAAGGUGCUGAUUGACCCUGUUUCUGUUCAGGACAAGGACACACUCAGCAUCCACUACCUCAUGCUGCCCCGUGUUCGAGAAGAAUUGAUUGACAGGAAAACAGAGAGUGCAAUGUCUCAGAUGCAGUCUGUGAUUGAACUUGGAAGAGUGAUCAGAGACCGAAAAACCAUUCCCAUAAAGUAUCCUUUGAAAGAAAUUGUGGUUAUCCAUCAAGAUGCAGAAGCUCUUAAAGAUAUCAAGUCUUUGGAGAAGUAUAUCAUUGAGGAAUUGAAUGUUCGAAAAGUUACACUGUCUACAGAUAAAAACAAGUAUGGCAUUCGGCUAAGGGCAGAACCAGAUCACAUGGUCCUGGGGAAGCGUCUGAAGGGAGCCUUUAAGGCAGUGAUGACGUCCAUCAAGCAGUUGAGCAAUGAGGAACUGGAGCAAUUCCAGAAGACUGGGACCAUUGUUGUGGAAGGCCAUGAAUUGCAUGAUGAAGACAUCCGCCUCAUGUACACCUUUGAUCAGGCCACAGGUGGGACUGCGCAGUUUGAAGCGCACUCAGAUGCUCAGGCUUUGGUCCUCUUAGAUGUCACUCCUGACCAGUCAAUGGUAGAUGAAGGAAUGGCUCGGGAAGUCAUCAAUCGCAUACAGAAACUUCGCAAAAAGUGCAGUCUGGUUCCAACUGAUGAAAUCACAGUGUACUAUAAAGCGAAGUCGGAAGGAAGAUAUCUGAAUAAUGUUAUUGAAAGCCACACAGAGUUCAUAUUUGCCACCAUAAAGGCUCCCUUGAAACCCUAUCCAGUUUCUCCAUCAGAUAAAGUCCUUAUUCAAGAAAAAACACAGUUGAAGGGAUCUGAACUGGAAAUUACACUCACCAGAGGAUCUUCCCUUCCUGGUCCUGCUUGUGCAUAUGUCAAUCUUAACAUUUGUGCAAAUGGCAGUGAACAAGGUGGAGUAUUGCUCCUGGAAAAUCCAAAAGGUGAUAAUAGGUUGGACCUUUUAAAGCUGAAGAGUGUUGUCACUAGCAUUUUUGGUGUGAAAAAUACAGAGCUGGCUGUCUUCCAUGAUGAAACAGAAAUACAAAACGAAACCGACUUACUGAGUCUUAGUGGAAAAACACUUUGUGUGACUACGGGAUCGGCUCCCUCUCUGAUCAGCAGUUCUAGUACUCUUCUUUGUCAGUAUAUCAACCUACAGCUCCUGAAUGCAGAGCCACAAGAGUGUUUAAUGGGGACAGUGGGCACUCUCCUGCUUGAAAACCCGCUUGGGCAGAAUGGACUCACCCACCAAGGUCUUCUGUAUGAAGCAGCCAAGGUGUUUGGCCUUCGGAGCAGGAAGCUAAAGCUGUUUCUGAAUGAGACCCAAACUCAAGAAAUUACAGAAGACAUCCCCGUGAAGACUUUGAAUAUGAAGACUGUGUAUGUUUCUGUAUUACCAACAACAGCAGACUUCUAGCAUGCACUUAUCAAUGUUGUUCAGUCAACCUUUCCCUGAUUACACCCAUCCCGUGCACAUAUGUGCACAUAGACACACACAUGAACACACUGAAGAUGUUUCCUUCAGGUGCAUGUAAAAUAUGCUGCUUGGAUUGAAAUACAAAUGGGAUUGAUUAGUUAAGUAACUUGAGACCUCACAGUAAUCUUCACACUUAACCUUAGACACCUAUGCAGUCAUGUUGGGAGCAGGUUACAGUGUUACCUCAGCACCACAGUUUAUUUCUAUACUUGAGUUCUUCAGUAUAGAAGGUAGAAGUGAUUUAAAUGGCAUAGCAUAUAUAUCAUUUUCUGGCCUCUUAAAAUUUGAGACCUCUUGAUGAAAUGGACAUAUUAUAUAUUUCUGCCACCUGGAUUUUCCUGGAUAAUUUGAUGGAAUAUUUUAAGUUUCAGUAAAUCAGAACAAUAAACAAACUCAGAUAUAAA